ACGGCCCAAGUUAAUAGGUGUAACCCCGGUCCCAAGCCGGUCGGGCGGGCUACUCAGCCCAUUGCGACCGUUGAACGGUAGAGGGCAAUUCCGUAAUUUUAUACUUCGGGGCCAUUGGCGCCUUCGCCCUGGAGGGCAAUUCCAUAAUGGCAUAUCAGGGAAUUCCUGGAAAUGGGGGGUCUAUCUGACGACCCCCACUUCAGAAAGCAGAUCCCUCGCACUGCUGAUGCUUGUCGGGUUGUCUUCCAAAAAAGCGCAGCGGAGAACAGCACACCACUCCUUCCCAGUUCACACGCACACACUCCGAAAAGCCCUUUUUCAUUCCUCAGAGAGAGAGAGAGAGAGAGAGAGAGAGAGUGCAAGAGAGUGAGAGGGAGAGGGAGAGGAGAGAUGGGAGAGGGAAAAGGCUCUACACUAGUUCAUCUGCUGGCAGUAGUUCUCUGCUUAGUCGCCUUCGGAUUCGCCAUAGCUGCAGAACGCCGGAGAAGCACUGUAAGAGAUCAUGAUGAAUCCAAUAAUUCUUCGUACUGUGUUUAUGACUCAGACAUUGCAACUGGCUAUGGGGUUGGAUCUUUCUUGUUUCUUCUCUCAAGUGAAUCAUUGAUGAUGGGUGUCACAAAGUGCAUGUGUUUUGGGAGACCUUUAGCCCCUGGUGGAAAUCGAGCCUGGGCCAUUAUCUAUUUUGCCUCUUCAUGGUUAACCUUCUUAAUUGCGGAGGCAUGUCUAAUUGCUGGAGCGGCAAAGAAUGCUUACCACACCAAGUACAGGAGUGCUCUUUAUGCCGACAACUGGUCUUGUGAGUCGCUGCGGAAAGGGGUAUUUAUAGCAGGAGCCGUGUUUGUGGUCUUUACUAUGAUCCUCAAUGUGUACUACUACAUGUACUUCACCAGGGCUACAUCUCAGGCUGCCCGCAAAACCAGUAAGACGAACUCAACGGUUGGAAUGACAGGAUAUGCUUAGAUCUGACGAAUGGAACUAGGUCUGUGGUGUUUUGUGUUCGUUGUUGUAUCUUGUAAUAUCUGACACUGUUAAAAAUCUUAUAUAAGCUUUUAUAUGGGUGGGUUAAAUGGAACUGUUUUCUUGGGGGUGAUAAGAACUGUAUUUUUGCAUAGCUGUGGAAGUUAUUUUGCUGAA
This is a messenger RNA of Magnolia sinica, 1134 nucleotides long. RefSeq lists its product as uncharacterized. NCBI's taxonomy places the organism in Eukaryota, Viridiplantae, Streptophyta, Magnoliopsida, Magnoliales, Magnoliaceae. The coding region runs from base 172 to 960 and encodes 262 amino acids. The record is from RefSeq and is a predicted model, not a curated record. The transcript is spliced from 3 exons.